AUUUCGAAAUAUUAGACGCCACUGAUUCGAAGCUGAUUCGAAAUUCAAAAGCUGAUGAUCACGAUGAGUUAUGAGGGGGAUUUCGCAGUAUUAGAUACCGUUGAAAUUCAAAAGAUGAUGAUUAUAAUAGAUUUGGCGUCUUUCCAUGAAGAAAGUGGCAGUUAAAAAUGGCGGAGAGAAGCACACCACAUUUGUAAAGGAGAAACUAUGCAGAAGAAUUACCCAGGAAAAAAUAUCAUCCAGAUGUUUUCAGAAAUUUUUCACGACGUUCAUUACCAUCGUGGGAUUCUGAAUGAUAUCUACUUGAUGAAAGUCUUCACGAUAACUUUGCUGCUCCAGUGCAUCAUCGAUGAUAACGUUCUUCACAUCUAUCACGUGAGUCGCAUGCAUUUAUGUUCCUCCGGUCAUUCAAUCAUGUCGUAG
Messenger RNA from Heterotrigona itama, 423 nucleotides. NCBI's taxonomy places the organism in Eukaryota, Metazoa, Arthropoda, Insecta, Hymenoptera, Apidae. The record is from the annotation of a GenBank genome assembly.